CCGCUCCCGCCGCACCGGGCCCGCGCGUCAUCCUGCACUGCCCCUCGCUGCGCGGCACGCCCUGCGCACUCCGCCUUCGCCAGCUGCGAGCCGUGCUCGUGGCCGAUCACCUGGCACGAGCUCUGCGCGCGCACGGUGUGCAUGCUCGCCUAGUGCCCGCGGUGCGAGAUCCCCACAUGCAGGCCUUCCUGCAGCAACUGCGGGUGGACUGGCCUGCUGCCUCGGAGAGCACCCCGACAGAAAGCCUGAGGAGCCGCGCCCUGGCGGAGCUCCCCUCUUCUCUGGACAGGACACUGCCCCCCGGCGUUCUGGGCAGGCUGUGCCUAAAGAAGCUUGUAGAAGAACGAGGCCGAGCAGCUGGCUAUGACCCCAACCUGGACAGCUGUCUGGUGACCGAGGAUUUGCUGUCUGUGUUGGCAGAACUGCAGGAGGCAGUACAGCACUGGCCAGAGGACAGCUGCUCAGGCCUGACGACUGGAGCCGCAGAUGCUGGCGCAGACAGCUGCACAGUGGUGCAUGUGGUGAGCUGCGAGGAGGAGUUCCAGCAGCAAAAGCUGGACCUGCUUUGGUGGGCGUUGGAUGACCGGGCUCCUCUCCAUCAGAAGCACCUGGUCUGUGGCCCAGUGAAAGCAGCUGGCACAGCUAGCACCCUCACCGCCCCUGAGUACUACGCAUUCCGACAUGCCCAGGUACGCAAGGCCUCAGCACUGAAGCACGGUGAGGAGCUGGCACAAGACCCGGCCUGGAUGGACAUCUUUGGGGUUCUCUGUGCAGCCACCAUCAAGUUUGAGAUGCUCAGCACAGCCCCACAGAAUCAGCUCCUCCUGGCUCUGGCUGAUAGCAGCAUCUCCACAAAAGGCACCAAGAGUGGCACCUUCGUCAUGUAUAACUGUGCCCGCCUUGCCACCCUCUUCGAGGGCUACAUGCGGGGUGUGGAACAAGGUGUGUACCCCACCUUCCCACCCGUGAGCAGUCUGGACUUCUCGCUGCUCCAUGAUGAGGGUGAGUGGCUGCUGCUCUUCAACAGCGUCCUCCCCUUCCCAGACCUGCUGAGCCCCACGGCGGUCCUGGCAAGCUCCGCCCCGGGGCUCCAUGUCACCGCACGCACAGAGACGGUGUGCAAGUUCCUGGUACAGCUCAGCAUGGACUUCAGCUCAUACUAUAACCGAGUGCACAUCCUAGGGGAGCCUCGGCCGCACCUCUUCGGUCAGAUGUUCGCCCGCCUGCAGCUGCUCAGGGCCGUGCAGGAGGUGCUCCACGCCGGCCUGGCCCUGCUGGGCCUCCCACCACUAAGCCGCGUCUGAGGCCAGAGACCCAGUAUCUGGGAACAGUCACAAAGUCCUCAGCUGAACACAUGUUAAGAACCUGGAGCCAAAAUAAAUUGCUUCAUUUACAAAGGUACGUCCGGUCUGGGGCGUGGGCUCAGCGUCAGUCUGCCGGGUG
Messenger RNA from Tupaia belangeri chinensis (Chinese tree shrew), 1443 nucleotides. Its product is annotated as DALR anticodon-binding domain-containing protein 3. The coding region runs from base 177 to 1304 and encodes 375 amino acids. The record is from RefSeq and is a predicted model, not a curated record. Gene Ontology annotation, biological process: arginyl-tRNA aminoacylation; tRNA C3-cytosine methylation. NCBI's taxonomy places the organism in Eukaryota, Metazoa, Chordata, Mammalia, Scandentia, Tupaiidae. The transcript is spliced from 11 exons. Gene Ontology annotation, molecular function: ATP binding; tRNA binding; arginine-tRNA ligase activity.